Messenger RNA from Eriocheir sinensis (Chinese mitten crab), 644 nucleotides. Its product is annotated as CD209 antigen-like. The transcript is spliced from 4 exons. NCBI's taxonomy places the organism in Eukaryota, Metazoa, Arthropoda, Malacostraca, Decapoda, Varunidae. The record is from RefSeq and is a predicted model, not a curated record. Bases 41 to 523 code for a protein of 160 amino acids.
UAAAGCCGGGAGGCGUUGCCAGCCGGCCACAACUGCCAGCAUGACUCGCAUCGCUUGUGUCCUCAUGGUGGCCGUAGCUGGCCUCUCUGCAGCGUCAGCUUGCCACUCGCCCUACAAGCGGGUGGGCGGCGGCUGCUUCUACUUCAGUGGCAAUAUCAAAAGGAACUGGUUCGGCGCACGAGACUACUGCAAGUCCCUGGAACAAGGGGGGUCUCUGGCAAUAGUGGACGACUGCAGCCUGAUGCGCCCGCUGUGGAACCAUAUCCUGUUUACAUAUGGCAAAAGCUCGCACUGGCUCGGCGCUUCGGACAUGCACCAUGAGGGUUCGUGGACGUGGGUGGACGGGUCGCCCGUCGCCAUGGGCAUGCCCUUCUGGUCAUUCAACGAGCCCAACAAUGAUGGCCAAGAGCAUUGUUUGGAAUUCUGGAGCGCGGGGAAUGGUUACUUCAACGAUGGUCAAUGUUCCAGAGUAGAAUCCUUCAUCUGCCAAGCCCCAAGGUCGAAAAACUCGUGGUCACGCUAAGACACAAUCCAGAUUCUAAGGAAAGGGAAUUUUCUACACUAACACUGAACUUAGUCAGGAAUGAAUCAAAGACUUAACCUUGAAGUUGUUGUUAUAGCACCUUAUUAAACGUUUGAAACCA